Molecule: messenger RNA, 2875 nt
Organism: Oxyura jamaicensis (ruddy duck)
Lineage: Eukaryota; Metazoa; Chordata; Aves; Anseriformes; Anatidae
Gene: MYBL1
Product: MYB proto-oncogene like 1
Exons: 17
Coding region: 366-2717 (783 amino acids)
Biological process (GO): regulation of DNA-templated transcription
Cellular component (GO): nucleus
Molecular function (GO): DNA-binding transcription factor activity, RNA polymerase II-specific; RNA polymerase II cis-regulatory region sequence-specific DNA binding
Source: RefSeq, a predicted model, not a curated record
AUUCUACAGCAGGACUGUCAGUACUUACUAAUUUAGUAGUUUGACUCAGCUGAUGCUUUCGUUAGGAUCCAUUUCCUACAAAUUAAGAACAUAUGUAUUACUAUGGGAAUAUAGAAGAAGGUACUUAUUUAAACUACAAUAUUUUUAUUUCAGGUUCCUGUGACUCUGAAUUAAAUAUAAAUGAAUGCUAAAUGAUGACAUUUCAUCAUAUAUGAGGCUGAUGACACAAUACCUGUCCCAGGGUGUUUUGUUGUCUUUUUUUUUAUUACAGCUUUUGUAGUUCAAAGACUCUUGUCAUAGCUGUGAUGUGGGUAAACCUGCUGUGCUGUCAUCUCUGGAUGGAUACUAAAAGCAAAUCACAAUGAAUGCAGGCUGGUGCUGAACACCUAUAUAGGGGCGCUGCAAGCCAAGGUUUCUCGCUAACCCUGCUUCAGAGCCACGUCCCCACUGGGUGGAGAGACACUGAGCAUAAUGUUGAAGAAGAAGAUGACCGUCAAUAUGCAGAUCAUGACUAUGAAGUCCCACAGCAAAAAGGUGUGAAGAAGAUAUGCAACAGGGUGAAAUGGACCCGGGACGAGGAUGAAAGGCUAAAGAAGCUGGUGGAACAAAAUGGUACAGAUGAUUGGGCUUUCAUUGCUAGUCAUCUACAAAAUCGUACAGAUUUUCAGUGCCAGCAUCGAUGGCAGAAGGUACUAAACCCGGAAUUGAUUAAAGGUCCCUGGACUAAAGAAGAAGAUCAGAGGGUUAUUGAAUUAGUUCAGAAGUAUGGUCCAAAGCGCUGGUCUCUAAUUGCAAAACACCUGAAAGGAAGAAUUGGCAAGCAGUGCAGAGAGAGAUGGCAUAACCAUCUCAACCCUGAGGUUAAAAAGUCUUCAUGGACAGAGGAAGAAGACAGAAUAAUCUACGAAGCUCACAAGCGUUUGGGAAACCGAUGGGCUGAAAUAGCAAAACUUCUUCCUGGAAGGACUGAUAAUUCAAUUAAAAAUCACUGGAACUCAACAAUGCGAAGAAAGGUGGAACAGGAAGGAUAUUUACAAGAUGGUAUAAAGUCCGAAAGAGCUAGUUCAUCCAAACUUCAGCACAAACCUUGUGCGACUAUGGAACACUUGCACACUCAGAAUCAAUUUUACAUACCUGUUCAGACACAUAUUCCAGCAUACCAGUAUGCCUCACCAGAAGGCAGCUGUAUAGAACAUACUUCUGCUUCUGCCAACUUAGUUCAGCAGUCAUUUAUUGAUGAUGAUCCUGAUAAAGAAAAGAAAAUAAAGGAACUUGAAUUGCUGCUUAUGUCAGCAGAGAAUGAAAUCAGAAGAAAACGAGUAUCAUCUCAAGCUGGAAAUUUACCUGCUUGGUCUGGAAGUUUUGUCAUGGAAGACUGUAUGCCUAAUACACUAAAUAGCCUUGGGGAACAAACAAGCGAGUUCUACAGCAUGGAUGAGACCCAGGGCACAUCUGUUCAGCAGAAUUCACCCACUAAGUAUUUGGCAGUGGAAGCGAACACAGUGUUAUCAUCUCUACAAACCAUUCCUGAAUUUGCAGAGACACUAGAGCUUAUUGAAUCUGAUCCUGUAGCUUGGAGCGAUGUCACCAGUUUUGACCUUUCAGAGGCUGUUGCAUCUCCUGUCAAGCCAGCUCCAGUAAAACUCAUGCGGAUUCAACACAACGAACGGGCUGCAGAGUGCCAGUUUAACCUCGGUAUUGUGCUUGAUGGCAAAAAACACAAUGUCAGUGGUGAGGAAGAAGGAAUUUGUUCAACAACUCCAAACUUAACAAAAUUCAGCACUCCACCUACUAUCCUAAGAAAGAAGAAGAGGUUGCGUGUUGGGCAAUCACCAGUUAAUGAACUGAAUGAUGGCUUAUGUAACGAUGCCAUUAAUGUUGCACUAAAGCAUACACCAGUGAAAACACUACCAUUUUCUCCAUCACAGUUUUUCAACACUUGCUCUGGAAAUGAACAAUUUAACCUUGAAAAUCCUGCAUUCACAUCAACACCAAUCUGUGGGCAGAAAGUUCUCAUUACGACUCCUCUACACAAGGAAAUGACACCAAAAGAUCAAAAGGAAAACGUCGGUUUUAGAACUCCCACAAUCAGAAGAUCUCUGUUGGGUUCAACACCAAGGACACCAACUCCUUUUAAAAAUGCUCUGGCUGCUCAGGAAAAAAAGUAUGGUCCUCUUAAACUUACGUCUCAACCACUUGCCUUCUUGGAGGAAGACAUUAGGGAAGUUUUGAAAGAGGAAACUGGAACAGAUAUAUUUCUCAAGGAGGAAGAUGACUCUGUGUAUAAAAGCUGCAAGCAGGAGCGCAAUACUUCUAAAAAAGUCAGAAAAUCACUGGUCCUAGAUCCAUGGGAAAAAGAAGAGCUUGGUGCCCAGCUCUUUGCUGAAGAUAGUGGUUUGGAUGUACAGUCAGAAAAUGUAUAUACUACGUCUUUAUUAAUGAUACCAUUGUUGGAAAGACAUGACAACAGAUGUAACCUGACAUCAGAAAAACAGGAUACAAAUUCAUCAAACAAAGCAAAUGCAGUAAUUAAGAAGAAACUGAAUGCAUGUGCUUCAAAAAAUGCCAAAAUGGAGAAAGCUCUUCAGUCAAAUUAUGAAUGGGAAGCAGUUGUUUACGGAAAAACAGAAGAUCAACUUAUCAUGACUGAACAAGCAAGAAGAUAUCUGAGCACAUACACAGCUACCAACAGCACUUCAAGGGCUCUGAUUCUGUGAUGGUCACUGCAACUGACAACCAUCUCUUUCCAUUGAAACUGAUUCAAUGUCGAAGGAGAUUCCAGCACAAUACUUGUGAAUUAAGUCUUUACUUUGAGACAGUCUGCUAAGGGAAACCUUAAAGCUUCUUUUCUUCUCUUGACUGACAAAGAACAGAC